AUGAAAAUAAUUCCAGCACCUCCAAGUCAGGCGAAAACCUAUCAACAAAAGAAUGAAGAUCUCAAGAGGGUUCUCUCACCCCACCUGACCAUCUAUAAACCACAAUUGACAUCAAUGAUGUCCAUUUCAUUACGUAUGACCGGUUUCGCUUUGGGCAUAAUGACCUGGACUGUGGGCUUGACUUCCCUGUUGAGUGAUCAUAAUGUCGAUUAUUUUGUGGAUAAGCUGAGAGCAUUGAAUUUGAAUCCGAAUUUUUGGACCAUCGCUAAAACUGUAAUAAUUUUUCCGUUCUGCUUUCAUUUUGUUGCUGGAAUACGUCAUUUAUAUUUCGAUACUGCUCAUCUGAUGAAAAUUAAACAAUUCUAUCGUACCGGUUAUCUGGCAAUGACAUUAUCCUGCUUCAUGACAUUGGCACUGGGAAUGUGGAAUCAAGUGAAUGCUGUCAGAGAGGCGAAUGAUGUUAAAUGA
Messenger RNA from Musca vetustissima, 468 nucleotides. Its product is annotated as succinate dehydrogenase cytochrome b560 subunit, mitochondrial-like. Gene Ontology annotation, molecular function: electron transfer activity; succinate dehydrogenase activity. The coding region runs from base 1 to 468 and encodes 155 amino acids. The transcript has a single exon. NCBI's taxonomy places the organism in Eukaryota, Metazoa, Arthropoda, Insecta, Diptera, Muscidae. The record is from RefSeq and is a predicted model, not a curated record. Gene Ontology annotation, biological process: mitochondrial electron transport, succinate to ubiquinone; tricarboxylic acid cycle. Gene Ontology annotation, cellular component: membrane.